Messenger RNA from Symbiodinium sp. CCMP2456, 1314 nucleotides. The record is from the annotation of a GenBank genome assembly. Lineage: Eukaryota; Dinophyceae; Suessiales; Symbiodiniaceae.
GUUGUGACCUACGGGGCCGUGCUGAGUGCCUGUGAGAAGGCCGGGGAAUGGCAGGCCGCGCUGCAGGUGCUCACAUCACUCCUUUCUCACCAUCCAGGAAACAUCAUCACGCUCAACGCAGCUAUCAGUGCUUGUGAAAAGGCCGGCGAGUGGCAGUGGGCUCUUCAUUUGCUGGUGGAGCUAAGGGCGCUUUCCCUGGAAGGCACUGUGGUUUCUUUCAGCUCCGCCAUCAGCUCGUUUGAGAAAGCUGCUCAGUGGCAGCGGGGCCUCUUCCUUCUCGCAAGUCUCGAGGAGAGGAUGGUUCAGGGCAACGAGAUCAGCCACAACGCAGGCAUCAGCGCCUGCGAGAAGGGACUCCAAUGGCGAUGGGCUUUGCACACCUUUGCCCAGAUACACAAGGUGAAACUGCAUGCCGACUCGGUUUCUUACAAUGCGCUCGUCAGCGCCUUCGAGAAGGGUGCAGAAUGGCAGCGGUCCCUGGCCUCAUUGGCAGAGAUGCUGCUGCUUUCAGUGCCCACAAAUGUUGUUACCUUCAGCGCUGCCAUCAGCACCUGCCAAAAAGCGACGCAGUGGGAGCGUUCUCUAUGCCUCCUGCUCCAAUGCCGACGACGGCACAGGUGCAAUGUCAUAACUUACAAUGCUGCCUUGGCGGCCUGUGAAGCUGCUGCAGAGUGGCAGCAGGCCUUGCUCCUCCUCGGCUUUCUUCGUUCGGAUGCAGUCGACUGCGAUGCAACGACGAUGGAAACGUCGAUGCGUGCAUGUGGACGGGCAGAACAGUGGGAGCGAGCUUUGGGCUUGCUGGCAGAGCUUCCUGCUCAAGACGUGCCGACGACCUUGUUCGCUGUGAAUGCAGCCCUUGGUGCUUGUGAGAAUGCGGCAGAGUGGCGCCAAGCUUUGCAUCUGUUUCAGCAGUUGCAGGUUACGACUCUGCAGGGGGACACUUUCACCUACAGUGCCAUCAUCAGCGCCUGCGGACGAAGUUCUCAGUGGCAAAGGGCGCUUCCACUUUUGGGCUGGCUGCAGCAAUCACAUCUCCAGGCGGAUGUCGUAACUUUCAGCUCUGCCGUAGGUGCCUGUGCUUUGGGGGAGCAUUGGCAAGCAGCGGUUCAAGUGCUGGCAGAUACACACGAACUUCGCCUACGUGGCGAUGUUAUCACUUAUGCAUUCCUGAUAGCUGCCUGUGCUGCCGGGAAUGCCCCAUGGUACACAUCGCAGUUCCUCAGCGACAUCAAAGAAUUGGCAUUCUUGCCGCUGCAACUCAAGUGCAAUGCAGAGAAAAGGCAACAGUGGCAGAUGUGGAAGUUGUGCACGUAG